Dromiciops gliroides (monito del monte) is the source of this 933-nucleotide messenger RNA. RefSeq names its product chromosome 2 C2orf50 homolog (gene CIMIP5). Bases 170 to 703 code for a protein of 177 amino acids. The transcript has 3 exons. Lineage: Eukaryota; Metazoa; Chordata; Mammalia; Microbiotheria; Microbiotheriidae. The record is from RefSeq and is a predicted model, not a curated record.
CCCUUCUAGCUCUCAGAUCCUGUGAUCCUGUGACCAGGGGCUCCGCUGACUAGGGCUGGGGCUAGAAAUGACAAACAAAGAAGGUGACUUUAACAUUCCCGGAUGCAGGUGAUUCCAUCACCAGGAGGGAGUACCAGAUCCGAGAACCCUUCUCUCACAGGCAUUCAGAAUGGAGAGCCCUUCUCCGGCAUUUCAGAGGACCACAUCAGCUGGCCAGAGGCAUCAAUCACCCAGGCCUCUUGACUCAGCCUUGGCCUCAUCCCCUUCCUUCCGGAGGAUCCCAGCAGGUAUUAGUGCCCUCAAGACAGAGGGGGCCCAAGCCCGGGAGGCUGAGCAGGCUGCGCUGCAGGCAAACCAGGUGCAUCAGGACAACUUGUGGAGGGAGCUGCUGGAGGCUGAGCUCAGGAGCAACAAGCGCUGGAUUGAAAAUUGGAGUUUUUUGAAAGACUAUGAUCCAUUGGGUAACAAAAAAAAGCAUCCAAAACUACCAGAACACAUCUCUUUAUUUUCCGGCACCGUUCCCAGCACCGCUAAUCAAGUCAUUGGCAGCAAGGUGAACACAGAGCUAGGUAAGAAGAUAGCAAGCAUGGAUUUUUUCUUCGCUGAAGGAAACCGUAAGAAGAAACUUAAGGAUGGUUUUCAAUCCACCGAGAAUUCCAAAGAAAUAUUGCAUGUUCUCCCCCAAAGUGUGCAUCAAGCUUAGGAUGAAACAAAUGACCAAAAAAAAUGUUAAUGGAGAACAACACUUUUACCACCAGAUUUGUCAAAGGAUCUAUCAGCCCUACUGAGCUAUAUCAAGGCUCAGCUCCAAGGAAACUCAUGGAAUUGCUUGUAGAACAUUAGAGCUGGCAGGGUCAGAUCAUUGAAUCCAAACCCCUAGUUUUAUUUUUUUUUAACCCUUAGGUUUUUUUGUUUUGUUUUGUUUUGUUUUGU